Messenger RNA from Oncorhynchus tshawytscha (Chinook salmon), 3758 nucleotides. It is a transcript of the gene ccdc150, whose product is annotated as coiled-coil domain containing 150. The record is from RefSeq and is a predicted model, not a curated record. Lineage: Eukaryota; Metazoa; Chordata; Actinopteri; Salmoniformes; Salmonidae. The transcript has 26 exons. Bases 180 to 3473 code for a protein of 1097 amino acids.
UUUCGCUGUGUUUCCGUAAUGGAGUACGCCCCAGCUCGAGGCAGUUGCAAUUUGCGCUGGUCCUCCAGCGGUGGCCUUUGUGAUUUAUGAGGCAGUUUCCGAGCGCGGUCUAAAGGGAAGCUGUGAAGACGCGUCGCUAUAGAAACAAGUGCAGGAAGUUGCUGCGGGCGAUUUCUGUAAUGUCCCGCCCAGUGAUCCAGCCCCUGAGUGCAGGGGCCACUGCCCCAGAGGCGUUGUCCCUGCUACACCAGCGUCUCUUGGUGGCGGAGGAGCAGGCAGAGUCUCUCAUCAGAGAAAUGGGCAGUCUGGGAGUGUCUAGAGAGCAGCUCCUGGAGCCCGUGGAGAGGGACCCCAUUCAGCGUCCCAUUAGCCCCGUGAAGAUGCACCAUGCCCUAAGAGAGCCCGGAGGAGAAGGGCUACUGUGGCGCCAGUGUGAUGGGCUAGUGAGCAGGGUAUGUCGCAUGGAGAGCCUCCUGCAGACCCUCAAGCUCACAACUUUUCGCUUGGAGACUGAGAGAGACCUGGAUCCCUCACACUCAGCCCGUCUGAAGGAGCAGCUGUCUGCGCUGCAGCAGGAGAGUGAUGAGGAGCAGCGGGUCUCCAGAAGGGAGGUGAUGCGGCUGAGGGACCUGCUCCGCGAGGCCUGUCUGGACAGGGACAAGUCCCGGGGGGAGGUGCAGAGACUGGGGGAGGCCCUGGAGGUCGCCACCACCUCCAAGAUGGAUGUGGCUCUGGCUGCAGAGGAGCUGAAGAUGGUCAAAGUCCAGAUGAGUGAGAAGCUGCUGCAGCUGAAGGAGCAGAUGUCCCAGGAGUCUGCUCGGUCUUUUGAGAAUGAGAAAUCCCACAGUGCACUACUUCAGAGGGUGGAGGAGAUGGAGAGAGUGGUGGAGAUGGAGAGAAGACAGGCCCACACAGUGCAGGCAGACUGCCAUGCCCUGCGUUCUGAUGGAGAGGCCACUAGACAGAGACUACAAGAGGAGAAGGACAGAGGCCACAGGCUGCAGGAGCAGUGUGAGCAGCUCAAAGGGCAGGCAGAGGUAAAAGAUUCCCUUGUUUUGGAGUUGACAGGUGAACUAAAAAGUGCACGGCUAGCCCUGCAGAAGCAGCAGCAAGAGAACAGCAGGCUACUGAGAGAUGGGGGAGAUCUGAGGACUGCAGCUGACAAAGUCCAAGCAUUUAACAACCAGUUGGAGAGUCAGUGCUCUGAGUUGAGUUCAGCUCUACAUUCUCUUACUGUGGAGAAAUCCAAGCUACUGACUGAUCACCAGGCUAGCAUUAAGGCAGAGAGAAGUCGUGUGACCAAGCAGUUGCAGGAGCAAGACCUCCUGCUGGAUGCAGCCAGACGCAACAUUCAGGCAGAACUGCAGGGGGCGCUAUCAGCUAAAGUUAAAUUGCAGAUGGAACUGGAGACUCUGAAGGUUGACCACACCCAACUACUUCAGAGUUACACGGUUGCCCAAGAGACAGUUGCCACUCAGCGGGAGCUGUUGGAGCGUACCAUUGAGAGGCUGCGGGGGAAUCUGAACUCGGCUGUAAAGGAAGGGGAGGUUAUGAGGACAGACCGGGACUGUGCAAAGACUGAGAUGUGCAUUGUGGUCACCAAGCUAGAGGGUGAGAGGAGUGCUCUGGAAACACAACUCGCUAAUGUCAAGCUGGAGGCAGGAUCUCUGAACUCCACCUUGCAGAAGCAGGAGGAAGAGAAUAGGAGGCUCAUGGGAAAACUGGCUGUCAUGGAGCAUCAGCAGAAUGCUCAGCAGCAGGUGGAGCAGAUGCUUAAGGAGCUGACGGAUAGUAAGAACAACCUGGCCUAUGAGAAAGGGAAGCUACAGACCAGGGUAGAUCAACUCCAGGAGGAGCUGCAAGCUUUAAGGGACACCCAUGUAGAAAGUGUCCAACAAUGCAAGCUGAGCUCUGUGUUAGAGAACAAGUACACACAGGUCAGCUCUGAAAUUAGCACCCUGAAGACAACUUGUCAUAAACUGGAGGCUCAGCUCAGACAGGCCCAGGCUGAAGUCCAGGUGAAGGAGGGGGAGGCGAUGUCGGUGGUGGCAGCCAGAGACGAAGCUCUGCGGGACAGCCAGGCCCUGAGGGGACAACUGGACAAACUGCAGAAGCAGCACAGGGACAAGCUGUGUGAGCUGGAGGGCUGGCUGGGUGUGUCUCGUCAGGGUGGGGGCAGUGUGGCUCAGACCCUGGAGAACGUUUUGGUCUCCCACUCCCGUCUGCAACACAACACUGAGACAGUACAGAAGGAGCUGGGGAGACGAGAGCAGGAGCUGGCCUCACUCAGGAAAGACAGACUGCAGAGUCAGCGAGAGAUUCAAAAGCUACAGGCAGAGGUGGAAAAGCUCCAAGACAUCAUGGCAAUAAGUAACUCCAAGAAAAACAAAAUGCUGGAGCCCUUGCGUAAGGCCCUGGAUGUGGCAAGGCUAGAUAACAAGAAACUAGCCCAAAGUUUAGAGCAGGCUGUGUUGGCCAACAGCACUCUGCAGGCCAACCUGGACCGAGCCAGAGACCAACACCAGAGCACCAUCACACAGAGAGAGGUGGAGCUGGCUGAGGCCAGGGCAGAGAUUGGUCGAUGGUCAGAGCAUCUGGAAUCGAUGAAGCUUCGGAUGAGGAAAGAGAGGGACUCCGUGAAGAGGUUGUCACAGAGAGAAAUCUCCGAGUUGAGAAAGGCUCUUGAGGACUUGUCAUCUAGGUCAGGUGACCUCUCCAGGGCAAAUCGGGAGCUGCGGGAGAAGACCUCUGAGUUGGAGAAAGUGGUGUCCAAUCAGAAAGCCCGUCUCAGAGAUCAGAAGACACAGCUCAAGCAACACCUAGAUAAUAGAGCCACUCUGGGCAACUCUCAGAAAAUAAAAGACAUGGAAGGUGAACUAAAGAGCCUCAAGACCUUGAAGGAUCAGUAUCAGAAGAAGAACUAUGAGCAGAGUGAGUUGAUCCAGCAGUUCCGGUCCGAGACAUUAUCCCUCCAGCGGGAGCUACGGCGCCUGUCCUCCAGCCAGGAGGGGGAGCUAGAGGCUGAGAGGGAGCUGAGACACGUCAUGCAAGACAAGUGUCAGAGGCUGGAGGAGAGCAUCAAGAAGCUGCAGGAGGCCAAAGACCAGGCAGAGCAGAAAAUGAAAGAGGUCAGCCUGGAGUCACAGCAGAUAUCAGAGAACCUAGAGGAAGCUCACAGUUGGUUCCGGUCCAAGUUUGACAGCCUGAAGAGUGAUGGAGAGCCAAACAGAUCCAUGGGGGACGAGGAACCACAAGAAAAUGGAGACCACACCCCGGGAAGCAGUAAAGGGGGUGCACACAGUUCAUCAUGCAAACGCAACAGAAAGACUCUGUGUGAUAGCAGGCCUCCAGAACCUCCAGAGUGGGAGAGAUGGAGAUCCACCAUGCAACGCUGGGAGACCAAGAGAGAGCUGGCUCGCAUUGCAAAUGGAUACAAACCUGGUGGGAUACAUGCACUGACACACUCACAAUAAGACACGCAUACUGUAUAGUACACGCACUGGACCAAGGCACAUGGAGAAACCAACCCCUCACACAAUGAUCCCUUUUAUUUAUCCAAAACAUUGAACACCAAGAAAUAUGAGCGAGAUAGCAGCUGAGAACUGUGAUGUCAUCCUUUUAUCUCAGUCUGCACUGUGUAAAGCUGGUUUUGAACAUGCUGUUUUCAGAAUAAGAACUGUACAAUUAUAACUUAUACAAAGAUUGUUCUUAUUUUUAGAUUCUUCAUACAAAAUUAUAAUAUUACUGUGUACAAAUGA